This is a messenger RNA of Anopheles funestus (African malaria mosquito), 1087 nucleotides long. RefSeq names its product GILT-like protein 1 (gene GILT1). The transcript is spliced from 4 exons. Gene Ontology annotation, molecular function: oxidoreductase activity, acting on a sulfur group of donors, disulfide as acceptor. The record is from RefSeq and is a predicted model, not a curated record. NCBI's taxonomy places the organism in Eukaryota, Metazoa, Arthropoda, Insecta, Diptera, Culicidae. The coding region runs from base 113 to 838 and encodes 241 amino acids.
CCGCAGCGAACAACGCCAGCGUUCAGUUGGUGUGCGACGUUUCCAGCGAAAAGAAGGUUCCUCAUCACGCAGCCCCCAGAUACGCGAUCUCCGCGAGCUUCUUCUUCAAACGAUGCUGUUCAAAAGCUUUCUUCUGCUGAGCGUCUUUGCUGUCGCCUGCUAUGGACAAUCGAAAGUGCCCGUAUACGUGUACUAUGAAUCGCUCUGCCCGGAUAGUGCACGGUUCGUAAACGAGCAGCUGUACCCGGUAGCCAAGACGUUCAAGAAGAAUCUAGAGCUACAUCUGGUACCGUUCGGCAAGUCCACCUACACGACGCAAGGUUCGGAGGUGAUGUUCACGUGUCAUCAUGGUGAAAAUGAGUGCUACGGCAACAAGGUGCACGCCUGUGCUAUCCAGCAUAUCCAGGGUAACUCGUAUCAGCCGAACAUUUCGAAGGAGGAUCUUACGCUCGAGUACGUCAACUGUCUGAUGCAUCGGGCCCAGCUGAAGGAUGGUGCGUUCCCAACCAAACGCUGUGCCGAUGAGGUAAAGAUUGACCAGUGGCAAGCUAUCAUGGAUUGUGCGAACAGUACCGAAGGCAGCCAGCUGCUGAAGCAACAUGGUGAUAUGACCAACAAAAUGCAAUCACCACUCAAGAGUGUCCCCACCAUUGCUUUUAAACAGACAUACGAUGACGAACUGCAGAAACUGUCUGUGAGCAGCUUCCGUCACGCAUUGUGCAAAAACCUGAGCCCGAAGCCCGUCGAAUGUCUCGAUCUUCCAUCAGCCGCUUCAGUGAUUAGCUCGUUCGGUAUGCUUGUCGCUGUUGCUGUCGUCCUUAUUGCCAGGCUGUUUUAAGCAAUGGUCCGUCCGGUUCGCGGUUACAAUUAAGCUUCAAAACAACGGCUCUUGUUAGAUGACACAAGCGAGGAAACUUUAGCAGUCCUGAUUUAUUGAUAACCGUCCAUUAAGAACAAACGUUCGACUGUUUAUCGAUUCCGUCCAAGCUGUUGUAUUUUGUAGAUGUAUUCUUCGAGUAUGAUGCUUUUUUAAAAAAUAAAGUCUUCUAAAGUCUGUCAGGAUCAUAUCGAUCGUGAACCUUAACUA